Phytophthora nicotianae INRA-310 is the source of this 3399-nucleotide messenger RNA. RefSeq lists its product as hypothetical. Bases 1266 to 3332 code for a protein of 688 amino acids. Gene Ontology annotation, molecular function: zinc ion binding. Lineage: Eukaryota; Oomycota; Peronosporomycetes; Peronosporales; Peronosporaceae. The record is from RefSeq and is a predicted model, not a curated record. The transcript is spliced from 2 exons.
CAACAUGACGUUCAACGAGCGCACACACGUCACCUUUGCGCGUCCCACCAAAUACAACAACAACUUUGUCGAUCGUGUAUCACUGUACACCACGUAUAGAUCUCCAUACAAGGUGACGAGAUGAAGAUCUUGCUUGCUCACCGACGUCGAGAACACGAGCUCGGGUAACUUCUCCGCGUUUGUUCCAUGCAGUAAGAAUGACACGACCUCAUUGGCUCUCGACCCAGAGCUGACCAGCAACACUCCAUGCGAGGCUGCAUACCAGAAUUCAUGGACGUAUAGCCCCACCGUCCUGUGCAGGGCACAGCUACGCCUCUUGGAACUGACGCGGUGGUGUUCCAGCCCUAGUUUUGUGACUAGGAACAGGUCCUGAGAGCUCGUGGCCUUGAGCGAAUGCGUGUUCCAGAUGAUGCCCCCGUGCAGGAUCCUGUUGCCGGCUUUAGACUUACACAAAACCCAGUAGGACGCCCGAGUGCCGCGAUCCAAAACCUGCACCUCGAUGUCGCUGCGCUGGAUGGCAAGAAAUUGGCUAUCAACCGACAGCUGCAGCAGUAUUAUUGGAGUCUGGUUGCGCUGUUGGACAGCAUCUCGGUGGUCGCCGCUGGCUUCCGGCUCGUUGAAGUCGUAGAGCGUCUUCAGGUCUGAAGGAGGGGAAAAUGUAGCUGUUGCAGCAGUCAUGGGAUCCAGCGAUGCAUCCAGAGGAAGCUGCUGUAGCUUUAGCGACAGUGGGGACAGAACCAAUACACUCUGGUGUGUUGCGUCGUACCAGGCGUGGCGAUUGUCGCCCUCGUAGGCAACACCACCGCGUGCGUUCAAGAACAGAUGCAUACUGGAAAAUGGAUCCGCGUAUACGAAGUAUACAUUGGGUUAUACUCGAAAAAGUGCGAUUGCUAAAAACUGGUACAUCUGGAUAUUUCCGACCAACAGUUUGACGUUUUUGGCGGGAGUUAUGGCGGUCGUGGAGGCGAAUGAACCGCGCGUGGAGAGGGGCGCUAACGCCUGGAACGGAAUGUUGACGGAUGCGGUGAUGAAAUGCGGACGUGACAGCGAGCGGAGGCUCUAUAGUGCGUACUGACGGUCUCCUUUGUGACGUGAAUUAGCGUUGAAUGGGGGCUUAACUGUGUGACUAAUCGCUGUUGACGGAUCUGGCGCGUGUAGUGUACGGCAUCAGCUUGAACCGCUGCCCGAAGUGCCAGGCCAGACUGCGCGCCGACACCAACACGUGUGUCAGCUGCCACUAUUCACACAAGACGCUACGUAAAUGCAUGCGCUGCAGCCAGAAAAACGACCCUGUCAUGUGGUGCGCGGAAUGUGACGCUUAUUUCUGCGCUAGCUGCCACAAGAAGCCGCACGUUUUGAUGCUCGGGAGCAGCAAGCCCCACCACUGCUUCCCUAUCGACGGCGCCAGUGGGAAGCACUUUGUGGAAGGAGCGUGGUCUGGCGAGUUCAUCGAGAUGGUGCGGGCGGCGUAUCGUCUACGUCUGCACGACAAGAUGGAGGCGGACGAAGCGAAGGCCAAGUCGACUGCGGCCUUUAAUGGAGUUGCUGGCCAAACAGUCCCUGCAAAAGGUGCGUCCCCUACUGCUACUCCUCCUGCGGCAUCAGCUGCUGUCGCUUCUUCUACAGCAGUGGUGCCGCCUACAGCUGCAACCCAAGAGCAAUCUCGCAAGCGGCAGCUACCUAGUGCAGAUGACAGGCGGGGCAAAAAAUCAACUUGUACCGAUGAGGCUUCACGUUCCAGUGGACAACCAGCGGCGGCUCCAAUGGACGGUAUGAGUCUGUAUGACCGUGUGAAGGCAAUGCACGAUAUGCGAGCGAAAGUGGCGCAAUCCAAUGCCACUCAAGCUCGAUCACCAAAAAUGAGUUUGAAUCAGCUCUUGGCGCAACAGAAUGAAGAACGCUUGCGGCAAAAACGAGAGCAGGAAGAGCGACCGAAGAGAGAAGCCGACCGUAUACUGCAGAAAGAACAGCAUCGUCAACAGGAGCAGGAGCGGAAAGAGCAGUUAAAGAAAGCACAGGAGGAGCAAGCAGAGCAGCGGCGACGAGAAGAAGAACAACGGCAGCAACAAAUACAGAAACAACAAGAGGAGCAACGACAGCUAGAGGGACAGCGACGGCAAGAGGAAUUGCGCCAGCAAGCGCUUAUUCAGGAACAGCAGCGGCAGCGGCGUAUGAUGGAAGAACGGAUGCGGCACGAACAGAUUUUGCGGGAACAGGAAGCGCGUCGACAAGCUGAAGCGCAGUCACUGAUGCACGAUGGCAACCGAUUCGUUAGUCAAGCGCAGCGUGUGCUGAACUCCCAACCAGGGUUUGCGGUUGCCUCCAUGGCUCCGUCAACCAUUUCUGCACCAAUGCCACAGUCGUCCAACGCCCGGUUUACACGAAUCCCUUCUCCAGUCAACGUAUCUCCCCAUGCUCCGCGGUUCCAACCGGCUUCACCAUCUCCCGCGUCCCAGGCCUUCCCGUAUCAAUCUGCUCCUGUGUCGAAUGGGUAUUCUUCUAUGACCAACGAGCAGGGAUCACAAGUUUAUCAGGGUCCUGGAGGAGUACCAGUAUCGAGAUUUGAGACUAUUUCACACGACCACGAUGGAAACCACCACCUUGUCGUUAGGGAUCAUAAUGUUCAACAACAACAACAGCAGCAAGCAGGUUUCUCGGAUGCAAUGGUUCCACAUCGGAUGGCGGCUGGCGCAGGAGAGGGACGCUUCAGCCCUAGUAAGUCUGGUGAAGACGACGAGCUACGUGCGAUCUGGGUGAGCGAUUACGACAAUGUUAAUGCGUUGGUGAUGCAACUGGACGUGGAGAUCACCAAGCGGACGGAAGAAGGUCACGAGUUUGUGCACAGGUCAAACACCAUUACGAUCCCGGAGCAACUGAAGAUACAGAUCAACAGCCUCUGUGCUCAGCGGGACGCAGCGAUCAAGAAGAGAUUUGAAUCGGUAGUUCGUGUGCUUAUCUUCUCCGACGCGGUGCGUUCGUUUGCGCAGCAAAAUGAGCACGUUAACAUUUGGAGCGAUGUCCCAGCGGUAUUGACGUCGUCUCACAAGAAGUGCGCAGAACUGGCAGCCGAGAUACGCGAGUUUGAGUCUCAAGCGCAGAAGCUGCGCGAAGGAAUUGACGAGGCCGUGUCGAGCGGCAACCCUGCACAGAUGCAGAACGUGGCACAUCUUGGCGCUCUGAUCGCGGACUUGGAGCAGAAGAUUCGCACUUCCAACGGUGAGCGUGACAAGCAGUUUAUUUUCAUGUUCCAGUUCAGCGACACGCUUAGAAACAUGGUGCGCGCCGAGUGGGCGGCACCCGGAAGAGGUCUUCGCUUGCCCGCAAGCCAAUAACAAAUAAAGGGAUCUUUUCCGGACAUGUAAACGUUCAUUACUGUAGCUUCAAAAACGAUAUCCUGGC